This is a messenger RNA of Suncus etruscus (white-toothed pygmy shrew), 1164 nucleotides long. Its product is annotated as pepsin A. Gene Ontology annotation, biological process: proteolysis. Bases 1 to 1164 code for a protein of 387 amino acids. The record is from RefSeq and is a predicted model, not a curated record. The transcript is spliced from 9 exons. NCBI's taxonomy places the organism in Eukaryota, Metazoa, Chordata, Mammalia, Eulipotyphla, Soricidae. Gene Ontology annotation, molecular function: aspartic-type endopeptidase activity.
AUGAAGAGGCUGCUACUUCUGCUGGGCCUGGUGGCCCUCUCUGAGUGCCUGUACAAGGUCCCGCUGGUGAGGAAGAAAUCUCUGCGCCAGAACCUGAUAGAGAAUGGUCUGCUGCAGGAUUUCCUUGCCAAGCACAACAUCAACCCCGCCAGCAAGUACUUCCCCAACGAGGCUGCCACUGAGUUGGCUGACCAGCCUCUGGUCAACUUCAUGGAUAUGGAGUAUUUCGGCACCAUCGGCAUCGGGACCCCCCCUCAGGAGUUCACUGUCAUCUUUGAUACCGGCUCCUCCAACCUGUGGGUGCCCUCAGUCUACUGCUCCAGCCCUGCCUGCUCCAACCACAACCGCUUCAACCCCCAGAAGUCUUCCACCUUCCAGUCCACCAGCCAGACCUUGUCCAUUGCCUAUGGGACCGGGAGCAUGACCGGUGUUCUGGGCUACGACACCGUCCAGGUCGCCGGCAUCGCUGACACCAACCAGAUCUUCGGCCUCAGCCAGACCGAGCCGGGCUCCUUCCUGUACUACUCACCUUUCGAUGGCAUCCUGGGGCUGGCCUACCCCAGCAUUGCCUCCUCCGGGGCCACCCCUGUCUUUGACAACAUGUGGAAUCAGGGCCUGGUCUCCCAGGAUCUGUUCUCUGUCUAUCUGAGCUCCAAUGACCAGAGCGGCAGUGUGGUGAUGUUCGGUGGCAUCGACUCCUCCUACUACACUGGAAACCUCAACUGGGUGCCCCUGUCCGCCGAGGGCUACUGGCAGAUCACCGUGGACAGCAUCACCAUGAACGGACAGACCAUCGCCUGCAGUGGGAGCUGCCAGGCCAUCGUGGACACUGGAACUUCACUGCUGUCUGGUCCCAACAAUGCCAUUGCCAACAUCCAGAGUUCCAUCGGAGCCAGCCGGAACGCCAACGGCCAGAUGGUGGUCAGUUGCUCAUCCAUCCAGAGCCUGCCAGACAUAGUCUUCACCAUCAAUGGCAUCCAGUACCCCUUGCCUGCCAGUGCUUAUAUCCUGAAGAACCAGCAAGGAUGCACCAGCGGCUUCCAGGGCAUGGACAUCCCCACCCCAUCUGGCGAGCUCUGGAUCCUGGGUGAUGUCUUCAUCCGCCAAUAUUUCGCCGUCUUCGACAGGGGCAACAACAGGGUGGGCCUGGCACCCGUGGCCUAA